Plenodomus lingam JN3 is the source of this 186-nucleotide messenger RNA. NCBI's taxonomy places the organism in Eukaryota, Fungi, Ascomycota, Dothideomycetes, Pleosporales, Leptosphaeriaceae. The record is from RefSeq and is a predicted model, not a curated record.
AUGUCUCUAGGAGUUCCUUUCAGGGCCCAAAACGCUAGGUUAGGUCGCACAUGCUUGGUAUCCAGUCUUGAACAUCCUGAGCCUGCUUACGGUUUCAAGAUCUUACAGAAUGAUGCUGUGUCUCGCUUCGGCUACGGUACUGGUAAGCAGCUAGGUAAAACCAGCAAACCCGCUGUUUGUAGGUAG